AUGGUCGCCGAACAUCUCACUGUCCGCAACCUGACCCGGACGCCGGUCGUCCUCAAGCUGGUCGAGCGCUUCAACCCGCCGGAUGCGCCCAAGACGCUCGCAGGCACCUUCACCACCAUGAUGAACAACAUCACAGGCACCCCGGCUGAAGUCGCUGCCAUCCAGGAUGGGACGGAGUCCUUUGCGCGCAGGGACGUUGACGUUCGCGUGGAGCCCUUCCAGUCUCUGACCAGCGAUGUCAAGUCCUUUGACAAGUCGGACAAGGAGCGUAUGCGCCUCACCUUCGAAAUCGAAGGAGAACGGUACCAGAUCCAGGUCCCACUGCCUACCAAGGAGACAAUAACCAUGAAGUGUCUCUCUCCUGACCCGCGUUUCCACUUCACGGGCGUCUACAACGCUGAACACGCCCACCUGGCCCUCUUUUCAUCCGCCAACCUCAGCUGCUGGAUGCGUGAGCUCAAGGACGAUACCCUGACCUCCGCCCUCUCCAUACCGGGAACACACAACUCUCCCACAUGCCAUGUUGCUCCUCCCUCUGUGCGCUGCCAGGCCGCCAGCCCGCGUGAACAGCUCGAUAAUGGAGUCCGCUUCUUCGACAUACGUGCCCACCCGCAGUGGCCCAACGAUGCAUCCAAAGACGGGCUACUGCUCGCCCACAGCGUCUUCCCCGUCUCCCUCACCGGCCAAAAGACGUUCAAGGAAAUGCUCGGUCAGGUCGAGGAGUUCCUCGACCGUAACCCGUCAGAGACACUCAUCAUGUCUCUCAAGCGUGAGGGCCCUGGAGAUCACAACGACCACCAGCUGGCCAACAUCCUAAAGACACAUUAUGCCAACGCAAAGCCAUCACGCUGGUACACUGACACCAAAGUGCCGACGUUGGGUGAAGCAAGAGGUAAAAUAGUCCUCGUCCGCCGCUUCGAUAUCCCGGAUCACCUAAAACAGGAACACGACGGUCGAGGCUGGGGUAUCGACGCUACCGGCUGGGCUGAUAACACUGACUAUCACCUCUGUCCCAGCGGCACGAUCUGCAUCCAAGACUUUUACGAAGUCCUAGAGACAGAGAACAUCGAGAAGAAGGUCGGCUUCGUCAACGCCCAGCUCUGUCGAUCUGCUGAAUCCUGUUACCCUGUUGGCACUCGCAAGCCAGACGGAGACGGGUGCCCAUUCUUCAUCAACUUCCUGAGCGCAAGCAAUUUCUGGAAAGUGCAGACUUGGCCUGAGAAAAUUGCUGCGAAGCUCAAUCCAGCCACGGUCGAUUAUAUCUGUCGCUCUCACAAGGCGGACAAAGGUGACUGGUCGACUGGUAUUAUCGUUUGUGAUUGGGUGGGCAAGGACGGAGACUGGAAUUUGGUCAGAUGCAUUGUUGGAAUGAACUCCAAGCUGGAAAAGAAUUAG
Messenger RNA from Microsporum canis CBS 113480, 1395 nucleotides. RefSeq names its product phosphatidylinositol phospholipase C. Lineage: Eukaryota; Fungi; Ascomycota; Eurotiomycetes; Onygenales; Arthrodermataceae. Gene Ontology annotation, biological process: lipid metabolic process. Bases 1 to 1395 code for a protein of 464 amino acids. Gene Ontology annotation, molecular function: phosphoric diester hydrolase activity. The record is from RefSeq and is a predicted model, not a curated record. The transcript has a single exon.